AUGGGGCCAACGAACGAUAUCACAGCUCGGGUUGAUAGUGUCGAUGAGGAUCCUACCGAGAAGAGCAACUCCGAGCUCAAUAAACGACUUUUAGCAGUUGAAUGGCAUGAAGAUGAAGAGAAACAGAUCUUGAGACGAUUGGAUUUCUAUCUAAUUCCUCUCGUCAUGAUUAUGUUCUUCACUUUGAACUUGGACAGAGGCAAUAUUUCAAAUGCCCUGACAGAUAAUAUGAUGAAGGAUCUUUCCAUGAAUCAAGAAAUUGUCAAUACAGGAAAUAGUCUUGUCUACGUCGGUAUAUGCAUUGGAGAUAUUCCCGCAAAUCUGAUGAUUCAGAAGGUUGGUGCCGAUAUCUGGCUUCCAUGUCAACUUCUCGCCUGGGGUCUCGUAGCUACUUUCCAAGCUUUCAUCAAGAACAAAUCUGGGUUCCUAGCAACACGUUUCUUACUUGGGCUAUGUGAAUCUGGAUUUAUUCCCGGCACGUUAUGGUAUCUCACAAAAUGCUACACGGCGAAUCUACUUAAUGGUCUCAUUGCAUACGGUUUGUUGCGACUUCGUGGAAGAGCAGACUUGGCAGGAUGGCAAUGGCUUUUUCUUAUUGACGGACUCGCCACUCUCACAGUAGGCAUCGCAACACUUUUCCUCCUACCCCGUGAUCCCAGCCAUGGAAACUCCAUCAUCAGACUUCCCCUCUCAUCCUUCACUCCUCGCGAAUCCGAAAUUCUCCUCGGGCGACUCGUCCGCGAUAAUCCAUACAAUACCGAUCCCCGCGAUUCCCAUCUCUCUCAAUUUCAAAUCGUAAUUUCUGUUCUCACCGAUUGGAAAGUCUGGGCGCAUUGUUCGAUGGCGUUGCUCGGAUUGGAAUACUCUCCUCCCAUUGGGACAUAUUCUCCAUCCAUCAUUAAAAGUUUUGGAUUCGGAACUUUUAAUUCGGAUUUGUUGGUUAUGCCUAAUAGUGCGCUUUUAAUUAUCACUACAUUUACACUUUCGUGGUGGAGUGAUAAAAUGAAUUCGAGAAGUAUACCGAUUAUGUUUGCUGCAGUGUGGUUACUUGUUGGUUUGAUCGUUCUCGAUACUCUCCCCCACACAAAAAGCAACUGGACCUUUUACGCCUUCCUCGUCUUCACCGGCGGUUCUCCCUCCUGGCACCCCCUCAACGUCGCCUGGCUCAACGCAAACCAACCUACCCCUCGACGACGCGCCAUCGCCGUCGCGCUAUACAUGGCGAUGACGAACUUGAGCGCCGUGCCUGCGAGUCAUAUUUUCCAGGCGAGUGAUAAACCGUAUUAUCAUAAUGGGUUUAAGGUGUUGUUUGUUAUGGCGGCCAUGGCGAUUAGUGUUAUGGUGGCGAUGAGAUUCGCGUAUGAGUGGUUGAAUAGGAGGAUUGAGGAGGGGAAGGGAACGGUGGAGGGUGGGGAGGUGGAUAGAGGGUUUAGGUAUCAGUUGUGA
Molecule: messenger RNA, 1446 nt
Organism: Botrytis porri
Lineage: Eukaryota; Fungi; Ascomycota; Leotiomycetes; Helotiales; Sclerotiniaceae
Exons: 6
Coding region: 1-1446 (481 amino acids)
Biological process (GO): transmembrane transport
Cellular component (GO): membrane
Molecular function (GO): transmembrane transporter activity
Source: RefSeq, a predicted model, not a curated record